Musca vetustissima is the source of this 3303-nucleotide messenger RNA. RefSeq lists its product as uncharacterized. Gene Ontology annotation, molecular function: nucleic acid binding; zinc ion binding. The coding region runs from base 1 to 3303 and encodes 1100 amino acids. The transcript is spliced from 4 exons. The record is from RefSeq and is a predicted model, not a curated record. NCBI's taxonomy places the organism in Eukaryota, Metazoa, Arthropoda, Insecta, Diptera, Muscidae.
AUGGCUGCACUUGGUGAUUUUGUUACAAUUCGCAAUAAUUUGGCUGUUGCCAAACGAGCUGUUGUUGUUGCUUUGCACAUGUUUGUGUAUGGUUGCGAAGGGGAUCGUGGAAACAGAGGACGUCUGAGAGUGUUUGAAGGGUUUGAAUACGACGAAACGACGGACGAGUAUAAGGAGAAGGCAGAAUAUGUUCGACAGAAUUUGAACGCAGGAGAUCUGGUGUCAAUUUGCAACAUGUUGGGAAUUGCAUACGACGUUAACGAUUUGUUCCCACACAUUUUCGCGAAUUUGAAAAAAGGUUGCUUGUUAAGUUCUUCGAACAUAGACGAUGAUUAUCAAACCGAUGAUGAGGAUGUCUCUGAAACGAGUGAAACAAAGGAUCGAACAAUGGUACCAAAGCCGAAUAACGACAACAAUGUAUGUGUUGCUGACGAUAAUGAAGAUGCUCUAGGAUAUGAUGAAGUUUAUGUGGGCGCAGAAAACUAUGCUACAAACGAGUGUAAACAGAAAACGAGAGCAAUGUUGGACAGAGAAGUAAAUUCGAUCAAAAAGGCAGACGAAAAUGUAAACAAAAAUGAAACUAAUGAGUAUAGAAUGACGCAAUAUGCAACGAAUCUUAACGUACCAAGAUUUACUAUGAAUUUUCGUGAUAUUGAGGAAUCAAUUAGACCUUUUGAUGGCAGUGGAGUUUUAUCCAUUAGAUCCUGGAUUCAAGAAUUUGAGGAAACAGCUGUCAUAAUGGGCUGGGAUGAUUUCCAAAAGUACAUCUUUGGGAAAAAAUCACUAAAAGGUCUGGCUAAACUUUUUGUGUCGAGUGAACGAGGUAUUACAUCGUGGCAAAAACUUAAGGAAUCCCUCAUAGACGAGUUUGGAACUGACUUGAAUAGCGCACAACUACAUCGACUACUGGCUGAACGUAAAAUUAACAAAGACGAGAAUGUUCACGAAUACUUUUUGAACAUGAAAGAGCUUGCUUCGCGUGGACUAGUUGAAGACAGUGCUUUAAUACAAUACGUAAUAGAUGGUAUACGAGAUUCAACUUCAAAUAAAACGAUUCUUUACGGUGCAACAAGUUUGAAAGAGUUUAAAGCAAAACUUAAAUGUUACGAGAAUAUGUGGAUGAAGUACAGAAACUCAAGUGAAGCAAAACAGAACACAGUCAACUCUAACAAGCAAACUGUUAAGAAUUCCAAACAAGAUAUGACAUGUUUUAAUUGUGGAGCAAAAGGGCACAUGUCGAAUGCCUGUAAAAACAAGACAAAAGGGCUCAAGUGUUUUAAUUGUAACACUUUUGGUCAUAUUUCCAAAGACUGUCCGUCAAAACAAGAAGCUGCAAAUGUACGCCGAUUGGUAUCUCAUGAUAUAAUGAAGAAAGAAAUCAGAUUUGGAGACCAAAGUUGGUCAGCACUAUUCGAUACUGGCAGUAAAUUUAAUGUUGUGUCCGAGAAGGUGUAUAAUAUGUUGAAUAGACCGAAGCUAAAUAAAACGAAUUUCCAUCUAGUAGGAUUUGGUAUGAACUCGAAAGGAAAUAAAGUUAAACCAUCAGGAAAUUUCAACUCCAAAAUUAUAUUAGAUAGCGAGGAAUAUAAUUUGACAUUCCAUGUUGUUCCAAAUACAUGUUGCGACGUUGAAGUGAUACUUGGAAAUGAUAUUUGUAGACAAGCCAACAUAACAAUAACUCCAGAUUGCCUGAAGAUCAAGAAAAUAGAGGACAAGGAACGGGAAAAAGAAGAAGAGGUACACAGUAUAAUGGUAAUGGAUGCUUGUGAUGAAAUAGAAUUGGACAUUGACGUAUUUGCUGGAAAAGAAAGAAUAAGGAAAGUGACGAAUAUGGUUCAAAGUAUAAGCCUAACAAAUGCAAGACAACCAACUCCCAGACGAUUACCAUUCCAAGAAAGGACUAUAGUCGAAAACCAAAUUGACAAAUGGUUGGAUGAAGGAAUUAUCGAACAGUCGGAAUCAGAAUUUUGCAGUCCAAUAGUUUUGGUAAAGAAACGAGAUUCGACGUCUAGAUUGUGUAUUGAUUACCGAAGAAUAAAUAAGGUGAUAGUAAAAGAUCACUAUCCGCUACCCUUAAUCGAAGAUCAGCUCGAUCGUUUGCAAAACGCUGUUAUAUUCAGUACAAUAGAUCUACGAAAUGGAUUCUUUCACGUACCGGUCAAUGAAGAGAGUAGAAAGUAUACGUCGUUUGUGACUCACAAUGGUCAGUACCAAUUCCGAAAAGUUCCAUUUGGUCUUUCUAAUUCGCCGGCUGUGUUUCAACGUCACAUAAAUGCUAUAUUCCGAGAACUGAAUAGAGAAGGUAUCGCCUUACCAUACGUUGAUGACGUCAUAAUUCCCGCGAGUAUUUACGAUGAGGCUGUGGUUAACCUUCAACGAAUUUUAGAGACUUGUAGAGACUAUGGAUUAGACAUCAAUCUCAAGAAGUGUAGUUUCCUUAAGAGAAGAAUUCAAUUUUUGGCGAAACCACUCAACGAUCUGCGAAAAGAAAACGUAAAGUUCCAAUUUGGUGAUGAACAAAAAUUAGCAUUUGACAAACUUAAACAGUGCAUGACUAAUGAACCUGUACUACACAUAUUUAACGAGAAGUUUGAAACCGAAGUCCACACUGACGCAUCGAUCGAUGGCUAUGGCGCAGUGCUAUUGCAAAAAUCUCCAGACGACAACCUUUUACAUCCCGUGUACUACAUGAGUCGAAAAACCUCUGACGCUGAAAGAAAAUAUACAAGUUACGAACUUGAGGUGUUAGCUGUUAUUGAGGCAUUGAAAAGGUUUAGAGUUUAUCUCAUUGGUAUUAAAUUUAAAUUAAUGACGGAUUGUAACGCAUUUACGAAAACCCUGGAUAAAAAGGAUCUGUGUACGAGAGUCGCCAGAUGGAUUUUACUUUUGCAAGAAUAUGACUUUACUGUUGAACAUCGCCCUGGCACACAGAUGAGGCAUGUAGAUGCUCUCAGUCGACAUCCGAUCAUGGUAAUACACGACGAUGGUUUAAUAGAGCGAAUAAAACGACUGCAGGAGAUGGAUGAAGAUCUUGUCACAAUUCGAGAUAUCUUGGAGGAAAAGCCGGAUUAUAAGGGUUAUUUUGCCAAAAGUGGUAUCCUUUACAAAAUUGAAAACGACUGUGAACUCCUAGUUGUUCCAAAAGGGAUGCAAAACGAGAUAAUAAAAAGGGCUCACGAGCUUCUUGAACAAGAAAUGCUUAUGAGCUACGAUGAACAGCGAGACCAGAUACGCCAGUCAGCAAAAUGCCAGAUUUUAGCCGUGCAGAAUGAAAACAAGAAAUACUACGAUAAGCGCAAAUAA